AUUUUAGUUAUGAAGGUAAGUAUUAUGAUUAUAAUAAUUUUAGUUAGCUGCAUCUGAAGCAUUCAGGAAACUAAAAUUGAAACAUUAUUAAUAAGCUAAAGUAACUACAACCAAAUUUUAUUAAACAAAACCAUUUUUUUCAAUGCCUGAAUAAAUUGAAAAGGAAUCUGGUGUUUUAGCACCAAAGAGAGUUAAUUAAGUUGAUUUAUUCAAAAGAUAUACUUAUGAAGUAUUACCUGCACUUGAAUAAUCAGUAGAAUUAGAUUUGCUAGAGAAAGUAUUUUAAAAAGUAGAUCCUGUGGUAAGAGAAUCAAUUACAUAAGUAAAUACAAAAAAAAUAAAUUUAAUUAGGCAUAUAUAAGAAAAUAAGUAGAAUAAUUAGCAUAAUAACCAGACCCAUCUACAAUCAAAGAUUUAGAAGAUAAUACUAAAAGUAGUAUGCCUAGAGAAAGAGCAAAGUUAUUUUUAUAAAACUGGUUAGAUUUAAAUCCAAUUUAAAUAGGAAAAUGGAUUCCUUUAAAUUAUGAUUUAUUUAAAAAGACAUUUAAGUUUUUAUCUCCAGGAGAUUUCUAAAAAAAUCUAAUUGAAUUAUCUAAGAAUUUCUCACUUAUGAUGACACUUGAAGGUUUUAAAACAAUGGAUUAUGUGGAUUCAAGUAAAAGAAUACCAUAAAUAUUUAAAUAUUAAAAAUUAUCUAAGGAUAAUUUCAAUAAAGAAGGUUUUUUUAUAGUAAUGUUUAAUGUUUUGAAAGGUGAUUUUAAUGAUCAACUAAAAAAACAUAGAAAUAAUGAAAUAUUUUAAAGAAUAUUUGCUACAAGCGUAAAUUUUGAUGCUUUAUUAACAGUGAUUUUAAGUCAUUGGGAAUUAGUUUAAUAAUUGAGAACUAUGGAGUAGAGAAAAGAAUUCUUUAAAUCUUUAGUGGAUUAAUUAUUGGAAAAAAUAGAUAAAGAACAACCAAAUGCAUCAAUGCCUGAAUUAUUAUUUUCAACAGUAAAAACAUUACAAUUUAAAGACUUUACUUUAGAUUUAACAAAAUAUGUAAAUAAUCCUUUUCCAGUUCCUUAAACUUUGAUAGAUAACAGAUUUGGAGUAUAUAUAAAAUAUAGAAAAUUAGGAAUAAUAUUAUGGCUAUUCAAGUAAUUUACUAUUUUAUGGAGAUCAUGGUGCAGGUAAAUCUGGAGUAUUAAUGUAAGCAAUAAUGUUUGCUUAAUAAACCGGAUGGAUAGUAGCAGUAGUUCCAUCUGGAUAUAAGUAAUUAAUUAUAAUUAAAUAUAAUAGUUGGACAUCAUUAAAAUAUGAAGCUAAAAGACAUCCUAAGACAGGAUUAUAUAUGUAACCAAAAGCAGCUUAAGAAUGGUUGGAAUAAUUUAAAGAAGCUAAUUAAGAACAUUUAAAAACCUUUUUAGUUGAUUUAAGUCUUUAUGGUAAAUUUAAUUUGAGUGGUGUUCAUGAUGAUGAUCCUGAUCCUUGUCCUAAUUUAUAUGAUAAAAGAAGAGAAUAUCAUUUUAAAGAUUUUGAAUAAUUUAUUAAUAAAGAAGAAAAAGAUUUUGAAGAAGCAUAAGAUUAAAUCAUGUCUGCAAGAAUUACAUUAAAAAUACCUAAACCAUAAUAUUUAUCAGAAAUUAUUGAUUAUGGUAUAUCUAAUGCUCAUUAUGCUACUAAUGCAGUCUAUGAAGUCAUGGAAUAACUUUAUAACACUGAUAAAUAUAAAGUUUUAGUUGCUGUUGAUGGAAUUAACUGGUUCUAUAGACCAUCAUAGCUACCAUCUUUUCGUUAUGAAUCUGAUAAAAAUCUUAGGGUAAUUCUUUCUUAUUUAAUAUUUCUAGGGAUAUGUACCACCAUAUCAUAUGUCAUUACCUCGAUUAUUUAUGCAUUUUGAUGGCCAUAAAAUUAAAAAUGGUACAAAAAUAACAGCUUCUUCUAUUUAUAAAUUGUUUUAACAUGAUUUCUAACCUAAACAUAUACUCCUACCAUAAAAAUAUGGUAUAAAAUUAAAUGGAGCUCCUCUGGAUAUGUUUAGGUCAUUUUGUGAAUAUGGUAUUUAAACUGGUAUGUGGAAAUGCGAUGAGUUCUCAUAAAGCACUAUGGAACAAUUUUGGAUGGAAACUUAAGGAAAUUAUUUUGAAACGAUUAAAUGCAUGAAAGUCCAUUGGAGAGAUAUUUGAAAAUGUUAAAUAUUUUUAAUAAUUUAAGAAUAACA
Molecule: messenger RNA, 2200 nt
Organism: Paramecium sonneborni
Lineage: Eukaryota; Ciliophora; Oligohymenophorea; Peniculida; Parameciidae
Source: the annotation of a GenBank genome assembly